AUGUCCAAGACUUCAAGCAAGCAAAACGUAAAUCGGUCAGGUUGGCUCAGGGUCUUGUGGAUGUUAGGCGUUUUCCAAUUUGUUGCUCUGAGAAGCAAACCCUUAACCCGUUGCAAGUUGGUCGAACACGACGAUGGGUCUGCACCAUCUCCACCGCCAAAGCUGCCGAAAGCAGAACUGGUGGAAUUGACCUGCGGAACUGCAUGA
Messenger RNA from Puccinia graminis f. sp. tritici CRL 75-36-700-3, 207 nucleotides. RefSeq lists its product as uncharacterized. The transcript is spliced from 2 exons. The record is from RefSeq and is a predicted model, not a curated record. NCBI's taxonomy places the organism in Eukaryota, Fungi, Basidiomycota, Pucciniomycetes, Pucciniales, Pucciniaceae. Bases 1 to 207 code for a protein of 68 amino acids.